Molecule: messenger RNA, 681 nt
Organism: Trichophyton benhamiae CBS 112371
Lineage: Eukaryota; Fungi; Ascomycota; Eurotiomycetes; Onygenales; Arthrodermataceae
Exons: 2
Coding region: 1-681 (226 amino acids)
Source: RefSeq, a predicted model, not a curated record
AUGCUGUCCUCGGUGCUAUUCCCAGCUAUGCGGACAUUACUGCUUCUCAAAUAUGUGUUUUCCCUUAUUUCUCUUAGUGCGAUCUGUUGCCAGACCGUCUCUGCCAUCCCGGUUGUUUCUAGGGAAGGCCUUCCGAUGACACUGAGUGACAAGUGUGCUGAGGCUUUAAUUUCUGAUGUUGCCUGUGACCCAAAUGUCCUGGACUUCAAGCCGGGAUACUACUAUUCUCCAGAAAUUCUACAGCGAGCAUGCACAGACACUUGCAAAUCUGCCCUUGACUCUUAUUUGGAUCGUGUCAAAUCGUCCUGUGGUACCGAGACUAUUGUCGGUCCAUUCGACCUGGAGGUGUCGGCUCUUAUAGUACCAGGCAUGCGCAAGGACCUCUUUCAGAAAACGUGCCUUCAGGAUAACGGGAGAUACUGCAAUAAUGUUGCAGCUACGGCAGCGGUAAUUGCUGAUCCUGGAGUUUCUCGAUUCAAUUAUCUCAGCUCGGUUCCUCCAGGAACUGUUCCACCAGAUCCUUGUGACAUGUGCUUCAUCAAAAGCCUUCAGCUAAAAGCUGGUUCCCCAUAUUUUGAUGGUCCUGACCUAGCCAGCAUGUCUGUUUAUAUGUCGAUGACCAGUCAAUGCGGAAUAUCUGGGCAACCAUUGACUACUACUCCUAUUGGGUAUUAUACGUAA